Molecule: messenger RNA, 3132 nt
Organism: Xyrauchen texanus (razorback sucker)
Lineage: Eukaryota; Metazoa; Chordata; Actinopteri; Cypriniformes; Catostomidae
Product: E3 ubiquitin/ISG15 ligase TRIM25-like
Exons: 6
Coding region: 17-1177 (386 amino acids)
Molecular function (GO): zinc ion binding
Source: RefSeq, a predicted model, not a curated record
GUUUGGAAGCACCAUAAUGGCAGGGUCUUCUUCAGAUGCUCAAAAUCCUUUAAACUGUCCAAUCUGUCUGGAUAUGUUUAAGGAUCCAGUGACUACAUCUUGUGGGCACAGUUUCUGUAAGGGCUGUAUUAAUGAGUAUUGGAAUAGGGAAUUUACUCAGAGAGGAAUUUACAACUGUCCCAACUGCAGGAAGACAUUCAGUCAUAAACCAAAUCUGAGCAAAAGCACUGUGCUGGCAGAACUUUUAGAGGAAAUAAACAACGUUCCACAAGCUGGGCCUAAAGACGUGAAGUGUGAUUUCUGCAAAGGACGAAUACUAAAAGCCAGCAAGUCUUGUUUGGUGUGUUUGGCUUCUUACUGCAAAGUUCACCUUCAGCCUCAUUAUGAGUCUGAUGCAUUCAAGAAGCACAAUCUGGUAAAAGCUUUCCCACAACUGAACCAGCAGAUCUGCUCUCAACAUCAUAAAGCACUGGAGAUUUACUGUGCUGAUGACAAUCGAUGUAUUUGUGUACUCUGCCUGGGGGAUCACAUUGGACAUAGAACAUUCGCAGCUGCAGAUGAAAUGGCAAAAAAACAGGAGGAACUCAAAUCAAUAAGGAUAAGUUCCAAACAGAAAAUCAAGGAUAUAGAGAAGAAUGUGCAGGAGUUAAAGAAGGCUGUGGACUCUCACAAGCGCUCCGCUCAGGCAGCAGUGGAGCACAGUGAGCAGAUCUUUAAGGAGCUGAUCAAUUCCAUACGUAAAACAAAAACUGAGGUAAGAUCACUGAUCCGAGCUCAAGAGAAGAAAGAAGUAGAACAGGUUGAGAAUCACAUAAGGAGCCUGGAGCAGCAGAUUGGUAGUCUGCAGAAGGACAACGAUCUAUUGGAGAAGGUUUUACACACAGAUGAUCGCAUUUAUUUCUUCCAGAAUUACUCUUCCAUUUCUGAAUUGAUGUUGUCCCCAUCAACCGUGCCCAAGGCUGUUAAUGAGCUCCCGACAUUUGAGAAUGUGAAAAAAUCUUUCUCAGAGCUGAAAAUCCAACUGAAUCAAGUUCUUCAAGAGCACACGGUCAAUAUAUCAAGAAUAGUUGCUGAAGUCCAAAUUUUCACAAGCCAUUUUCAAAAAGCCACCAUGUCUCCAAUGUAUGAAUCUGUCUACUCGUCUGAUUCGGAAUCUCUCGAUGUCCUAUUUGGCUAGCUUGGCAAUUCAUUGGACUUACCCGGGAAUUCUGACAGAACUUUCAGUCGCAUUUUGGGAUUGCCUUUCUUUGACUUUCUGUUGGGACAGCAAUCAGAUAUUAAAUCUGGUUUCGCCUUACAUAAGUAUGUAUUCACUGAUUUUGAACAACACAGUUAUCAUACAUGCACGCUUUCUCUGUUGUUCAUGUACAGUGCAUUCAUACCCCCAUAAUGACAAAGAAAAAAAAUAUUUUUUGAUAACUUCAAAUUUAUUAAAAAGAAAAAACUGAAAUAUCGCAUUGACAAAAGUAUUCAGACCCUUUGCUACGACGCUUGAAAUUUAGCUCAGGUGCAUCCCAUUUCUCUGGAUCAUCUUUGAGAUGUUUCUACACUUUGAUUGGAGUGCACCUGUGGUAAAUUCAAUUGACUGGACAUGAUUUGGAAAGGCACACACCUGUCUAUGUAAGGUCUCACAGCUGAAAAUGCAUAUCAGAGCAAAAACCAACCAAUGUGGUCGAAGGAACUGCCUGCAGAGCUCAGAGAAAGAAUUGUGUCGUGGCACAGAUCUGGGGAAGUCUACAAAAUUUUAGGCUGCAUUGGAGGUUCCCAAGAGCACAGUGGCCUCCAUAAUUCUUAAAUGGAUAAAGUCUGGAACAACUAGGACUCUUCCUAGAGCUGGCUGCCUGGCCAAACUGAGCAAUCGGUGGAGAAGGUCCUUUGUAAGAGAGGUGACCAAGAACCCGAUGGUCAUUCUGGUUGAGCUCCAGAGAUCAUGUGUGGAGAUGGGAGAAACUUGCAGAAAGACAACCAUCACUGCAACACUCCACCGAUCUGGGCUUUAUAGCAGAGUGGCCAGACGGAAGCCUCUCCUGAGUGCAAGAAAGCUAAAAAGCACCUAAAGGACUCUCAGACUGUGAGAAACAAGAUUCUCUAGUCUGAUGAAAUGAAGAUUGAACUGUUUGGCCUCAAUUCAAAGCAUCAUGUCUGGAGGAAACCAGGCACCACUCAUUACCUGUGCAAUAACAUGAAGCACGGUGGUGGUAGCAUCAUGCUGUGGGGGGGUUUUACAGCAGCAGGGGCUGAGGGACUGGUCAGGGUUGAAGGAAAGCUGAAUGCAGAAAAAUACAGAGCUAUUCUUAUUAAAAAAACUUGUUCCAGAGUGCUCAGGACCUCAGAUUGUGCCGAAGGUUCACCUUCCAACAGUACAAUGAGCCUAAGCACACAGCCAAGACAAUGCAAGUGGCUUAGGGACAUCUUUAAAAUGUAAAACUUUGCUUUGUUAUGAUGGGGUAUGGAUUGUUGAUUGAUGUGCAAAAAAAAUAAAUAAUUUAAAGCAUUUUAGCAUAAGGCUGCAACAUAACAAAAAAAAUGAAGGGGUCAGAAUACUUUCUGAAUGCACUCUGUAUGUAUAUGUAUAUCAUAGCAUAUUUAUGCUUAAUCUCUAAAUAUAGGUAACAGUUAAGUUGUGAAAUACGAAAUGUGUGCAGGAUUGGUGAUUUCUGCUACAUUGUACAAAUACUGAUCAGAAUAUUUACCAGUAUGACUUUAAAAUCAAUUACUUAGUUGGGGUUUGUAAACAGCAGUUCAUCUAACUUUAUGGAUUGUUAUUUUUUUCAUUUUUGUUUACAGAAAUGAAUAAACAAAAUACUGUUUUCUUUUUUAUUAAACAGGCAAAAUCCAUUCAUAUUUCUUGCUACUGUAUUAUGUCUGAAACUUCUUCCAGCUUCUACAAUGUUUCCUGAAAGUUUGCCAUGAGAUUACAUUUGUUUGUUUCCACAUAGCUUGUGCAGUGUCUGUCUCCCUGACAGAGUAUUAACUAACCUUUCCCAGCAGGAGGAGCUGCUCGCCACACAUUUUGUGUGCUCAUUACUGGAGAGGAGGUCAAUAUUCAUCAGCAUACUUUUAAUGACUUAAAUAAGCAUACAGUUUCCAAGAGACAUAUGGUAUAGCCUCUAGCUGUCAUUGUGCAAAGAA